AAAAAUAAACGGAACAAUUUCAUUGAAGGUAGGAAAAUCACUCAAUACGUACACGAAUUGGCAAACACAGAAAUCAAAACAGCGAUUUUUCCCGUUCUACGAAACGAUGAAAUUACGAAGGCCAUUCGGUACGACGAACUAAUAAUUAGAUACGGCAACAGGUUAUCCGAAAAGUUACCUGAUAUUCACCACCAUGAUCAAAUCCGAGCGAACAUGAGACUCUUGGGUCGAUUCAAAAUUGAGUGCAUAAAAUUACAUCCUGAAAUAAAGGAGUUGAAGGAAAUUUUUAAGCCACAUUAGUUUGAUAUGACAAUUGAAGCAUUACGCAAAACUGCAAAGUGGGAGUUUGGUCGGGGGUUUUCUACUCCAGCAGUUGCCACCAACUUAUCAGGUUCGUGGGAACAUACAAAAGAAUGAGUUCAUAAAAAAUCAAAAUAUUGAUAUGAAAGACCUUCUGGACAAUUUUGUUUCAUUGUGGGUUGAAGAGACUCCCACUCAAAUAAAUAAAACAGCUAUUGAAGAUAGAGAAAACAAAAAAAGAUCUAAGAAGGAAGAUUUGCCAAACAAAAAAGAUAUCAAACAACUUUAUGAUUUUCUAAGAACCAAAAUGGUAUAUUCUAUAGCUACAUUAACUAAACAAUUUAUCUUUGAUACUACUCUAAUAUGUCUACAAGUGUUCAAUCGACGACGAGCCGGUGAGAUCGAGAGAAUAACUAUUGAAAACUACAAUAAGAAGGAAACUAUUACUGACAAUAUAGAAGCUGGAUUUCUUGAUAAUAUUUCUAACCAAUCUUUUGAAUUCGCUAAACAGUAUGUAAGAAUUACCCUAAGAGGCAAAUUAGGACGUACUGUCAGCAUAUUGCCGGAUCCUUUAAGUAGAAAGGCAGUUGACCUUAUAUUAAAGCAUCGCAAUAGUGCCGGAAUCCCGAAAUCAAAUCACUAUAUUUUCGCGGCUCCCGGAUCAUCAGGAAUAUCAAAAAAAUAUAUAAGAGCUUGCCCGUUAUUACGCAAGUUUGCCUUAGAGUGUGGGGCUACUAUUCCUCACACAUUAAGAGGAACUAAAUUAAGGAAGCAUAUAGCAACGUAUACAGCUUUGCUAAACGUUGAAGAAGCCACAGUGGAUAAGCUAGCAAAUUUUCUUGGUCACCAUAAGGAUAUACACAAAAGUAUUUAUAGAGUAUCGGUACCAAUGGCGGAAAUCACUACAGUGUCGAAGAUUUUGCUGUCAGCUGCUGGUUGUAGGAAUGAGGAAAACUCCGAAAAUAAUAGUUUUGAUAAUCUUCGUGGAAACAUAACUUCCGAAUCUGAGUCAUCAUCUGAUGAAUCAGACAAUAUUACAUAUGGCGCAAAUUUGGUAAAAAAGAAAAUUGGUAGUAAGUAUAAUAGGAAGACUAGUAGUACCUACAAUAAGAAACUUGAUAGUAAGUAUAUUGAGUAGAAACUAUAACUAAGCUUGCGUAGACUUAUGUUUCAAAAUACACAGUGGUUAAUUUACCGAAAACCAUGACCAAAAUCAAAUGCAUUAUGAUCUAGCUUUAAUUUUUUUUGUAUUCCUGAUUUUAUAUUUCAUUUCACUUAACCCUCCUACUGAGUAUUAAUGUGGCCUUUUUGGUCCACUGUGUGGAUAAGCUAGCAAAUUUUCUUGGUCACCAUAAGGAUAUACACAAAAGUAUUUAUAGAGUAUCGGUACCAAUGGCGGAAAUCACUACAGUGUCGAAGAUUUUGCUGUCAGCUGCUGGUUGUAGGAAUGAGGAAAACUCCGAAAAUAAUAGUUUUGAUAAUCUUCGUGGAAACAUAACUUCCGAAUCUGAGUCAACAUCUGAUGAAUCAGACAAUAUUACAUAUGGCGCAAAUUUGGUAAAAAAGAAAAUUGGUAAUACUUCUUGCGGAAAAACAAAAAAAUGCCGGUGGACAAUCGAUGAGCAAGAAGCUUUGACUGCUGAAUUUGGGGAUAUUUUUUCAAUGGAAAAGUUGCCAUCUCUCAAGGAGUGCAUGAGGGUCGUGUCUGAAAAUGAAGUGCUAUGCUGCAGAACCCCAGCACAAGUAAAAACGUUUAUAGACAGCAAAAGGAAAAAAGGCAAAAAAAUUAAGGUUGAUAUUAAUGAUGAUAUUAAUGAUUUUAAUAAAGAUAUUAAUGAUGAAAUUUUUCAUUCAUUACAACCCUUUUCGGGUAGUUAUUUUACAAUGCAAUGCUGUUAAAUUAAUAUAUGCACAAUGUGCACUAAAUCUUGUAAUAAUUUAUAUACAUUAUAAUAUAAUUAUAAAUGUAUACUUAUAUAAAAAAAUAAGUCAUAUAAUUUAAUACAAACCGCUUUAUUUAUAUACACGAAUAUAAAAACUUCAAAUGUUUAUUUAAAAUUAAGAGUGUAAUAAAAUUGCACUAUAAUUCUAACUG
Messenger RNA from Musca domestica (house fly), 2395 nucleotides. RefSeq lists its product as uncharacterized. The transcript is spliced from 2 exons. Bases 443 to 1438 code for a protein of 331 amino acids. Lineage: Eukaryota; Metazoa; Arthropoda; Insecta; Diptera; Muscidae. The record is from RefSeq and is a predicted model, not a curated record.